AUGUCGAAUAAUAUAUACUAUAAUUCUCCAACAUCUCAACAACCACAAUCAAAUACUUCUAAUUAUGGGCGUCAUCGUCGUUAUUAUCGUGAUAGUUCUCAUGAUGAAUCUCUAAUACGACCAGUUCCAAGUGUUUCUUCACAUUCAAAUUAUCCUUUAAAUAAUAAUAAUUAUGAUAUCCAACAUUCUCCAGCAUUAGUAUCAAAUUCAUUAUUAUCAUCAAAUCAAUCAACCGCUUAUUUUCUUGAGCGUAUUGAUUUAGAAAAUUAUACAACAAGUAUAUUAAAACAAACAGUUGAAAAUAUUAUAUCGAAAACAAAGUCUCGAGGCUUGAAGGUAAAAAUAUCAUUACCAGAUGAUGGGUUAAUUAUUCAUAAUAUAGCGGAUCCAAAUCAAUCAUGGAUAUUUAAAAAAUCAGAAUUACUUUAUUUUUGGCGUCAUCCUAAUUAUUUAAAUAUAAUUGUUGUUGUUACAUUUAAUCGAUCACGACAACAUUUAAAUCGACCUUAUUCAGCAUCAAUAUUUCGUUUACGUAAUAAUGAUUCUACUCAAACAUUUCUUCAACAAGCUCAAUUAUUUUUUACUAAUUUACCAACAUCCAUUAAUAUUUUAAAUUCAUUAAAAACUAAUAGAAAUAAAUCAAUUGAAAAAGGAAAUCGAACAGAAAAUCGAAAUAUUACUGAUCAACAAUCUUUACCUUAUAGUAAAACUAAAGCUCUUUCAAUGAUUAAUGAACAGUU
Rotaria sordida is the source of this 740-nucleotide messenger RNA. Lineage: Eukaryota; Metazoa; Rotifera; Eurotatoria; Philodinida; Philodinidae. The record is from the annotation of a GenBank genome assembly.